Molecule: messenger RNA, 210 nt
Organism: Sphenostylis stenocarpa
Lineage: Eukaryota; Viridiplantae; Streptophyta; Magnoliopsida; Fabales; Fabaceae
Source: the annotation of a GenBank genome assembly
AUGGGAAUAUUCGUGUGCCUUAUUGCAAAGAAACUGCUCUCUAUCGUAUCGAAGCUCAUCUACAAGAACUUCCUGGGAUCAGUUACGAAACCAGUUAGUGCAGAUGCUGCUGCAGUAUACGGAGAAGCAAGAUAUAUCUGGCCUUCUAUGUGUCCCAUCCGACCAGGGAAAUUUCGAUUUGUUGUUGACACACACACCUGCAUUGAGUGA